CUCGACUGCCGUUGUGAGGUCAGAACGCUCGGAUCAACCCUACUCCUCGGCCAGAGCGUCAACUGUCCGCUCUGAAUUUACGAAUGGACAAUCUGACAUUUCUCUAAAUUUACGAACGCACAGAGCACACUCUGGCACUCCAGAGCGAUUUUACGAACACACCCCAAGUUGAUCGCGUGGCAGCGGCAGGUUCAGCAGCUCACGUAUCCAUGACUUCCCGGAUGGUGCAACUCGCUCAGCCCAAACCCAACCUGCUCCGAUUCCCUGACCGACGGUCAGUCUACUGGCUAGAUGAACUCCCACCUGAAAGAAAUGGCUCCACCACCAAGUUUGAGUUGACGCCCCACUGGUCCCAGCUGUGUGGCAGGAAGCGGCUUCAUUCUGGGUUCGAACAGAGCAGAUCAUCUCCCCAAUGGGAGGUCAGUGUAGCAGCUCUGAGUGCCUAUCCAUCCAAUAGAGUGUGUUCUCUGGCUUUGCCCCGCCUCCCCACCGCAGGCUGGGAAUAUGACCGCCCCCUACUGGCCUCCCUGAGCACAGCGGUGCAGACUGCAGUAGCCAGUCCUAGGGUCUGCCAGUUGGCCUGUCCCAAGCGGAGGCAGGGUCUCUAUUCGCCCCAUUCAUCCAAGACCUCACUGGCACCCCCCCACCCAGCUGCAACCUCCUCCCGACUACAGCUCCUUGCCAUCCCUAAGUCUGUCCACCCCCAGUAUGCCCAGGACCGUCCAGUCAUCUGGCCAGUGCCUGGGCCAGUGAGGAAGGCAGUAGCCAGUGAGAGGGUACAGGUCCUUUCACAGCCCAACCAGCGGAAGGCGCUGUUCCACGGCUACAACCCGUACACGGUUACCCUAGCUGCACGCUCCGCUAGCGCCUCGCCGCGCCUACAGGAGCUUUGUCUGCCCCUGCCGCGGAAAUGCAAGGGCAAAUAGACGAAUGCAUCUCAUCUCUCACCUCUGCAGUACCUCCAGCCGCCUCUUCUUCAGAUACUCUGUCUCCUAUACAGCAUGUCUAUGUCCCUGAUCACCACUGCUCCAUAAUAAAGCCCAUCUACGAUAUCAUUGAGACAUGUUGCUGGGUCUUUGUUCUGGUCCAGUGGGACCGCUGGCUUUAGAAGGUGGAUUGUUUAGUGCUGUGACGUUCAACAGCGGGCUGUUCAUUCAACUGAACUGAAGUGACUUUUACUAUCACCAAAGGAGAGUUGUCACGGACCUAGAACAUUACAACGCACAUUACAUACGUAAAGCGAAAACCACCUGAAUGUAAAAGUCUACCUUAUAUCUUUUAGUGUGCAAUUGUAGUAGGUGACAGAUGUAGAAAACCUGAAAAGGAUGUAAUAUCCUUAAUGAAUAUUCCCUCUUCUGUUAACCCUCUACUGCACAUAGUAAGGCAGCAGAAAGCCGUUUUGCCCCUACAACCUCCCAAUUUGAAUUCUUUUAAAUUCAACAAUCCAAUGAGGUGCAGAAGUUGGUAUGGUGUAUCAAUUUGGGCAGGGAACUUCUUCCAGGAAACAACAAAAACAUGUGAGCACAUGGUAAGAAACAUUUCUUCUUUUUUUACCCCUUUUUCAUGGUAUCCAAUUGGAUACCAUGAGUUGUUACAGUCUUGUCUCAUCGCUGCAACUCCCGUACAGACUCACACAGGGACAUUCUAUGAGCAAAGGGAGCCUAAUGGAGCAGUUGGAUCAUACCCUCUGAUAGUGAGGACAAUCAGCUUGAGGACAGUGACAGCGAAGAAGAAUGGAUCCCAGAAUCUGGUUGGAUAGGCAGUGAAAUACCCAGGUUAUGCCCAACUUGUAUUUUCUUUGGAAAAGAGUGCUUGUUUCUACUAUAUUUCACUUAAUACAUGUUCUGUUUCUGAUUUUCCUUUGUGUUUUAGCCUACCUUUAUGGCACAGCAUUGCCCUGAGGAAACAAAAACAAUGAUUAAUUUAUGCUGCAAUAGUUUGUGUCGGGGGGCUAGGGUCAGUCUGUUAUAUCUGGAGUAUUUCUCCUGUUUUAUCCGGUGUCCAGUGUGAAUUUAA
Salvelinus namaycush (lake trout) is the source of this 2016-nucleotide messenger RNA. Its product is annotated as testicular haploid expressed gene protein-like. NCBI's taxonomy places the organism in Eukaryota, Metazoa, Chordata, Actinopteri, Salmoniformes, Salmonidae. Gene Ontology annotation, biological process: spermatogenesis. The transcript is spliced from 8 exons. The record is from RefSeq and is a predicted model, not a curated record. Bases 210 to 926 code for a protein of 238 amino acids.